AUGGAGGAAAGGAAUGGCCGAGAAAAGGGAGAAUCUUCCCAAGAAACGACAUUGCGACCGAUAAAGGAACGAGAUAGCAGUCCAGGCUCCGCAUCAUCAGAUGAGACCUUGGGCCCAUCAACCGAAAAAAGUACGCGUCGACAGCCAGCUGACAUGCAGAAUAAACAGCUGGCGAAGCCAAAGCAAAAGCAGUCUUUGAAAACCUCGGGCGAACACACUGUCCCACCCAACAAAUCAGGACCAUCAACACCAAUCAAUACAAGAGCCGAAUUUCUACGCCAACCAACCGAGACUGGCAGUUUUGAUCUACACAACACCUUAUCCAAUCGAACGUACAGUCAACAACAUUUCAAACAAACACCUUCUCACUCCCUAGCAGGCCCUGGUAUGAUGGAUGCACAACAAAUGCAAGGAAAAACCUACAUCGAUCCCGAAUACCAGGGACUGAACCCACGAUACGGCAAAAACUACGAAAAACCGAUAUGGGGCCUCGCAAAGCCUCUUCCAAGGGUUGUCAGACCGGGAAUGCGCCGCGAUGAAAGCAAUAUCCAAAAUGCAUAUCAGCCCAGCCCGGCGGGAGAUGCAGAGCCUGCACCAGAACUUGGAGCAACACCUGGCCUGACAUCUAGUCAAUCUGGCAAUGAUCACAAAAGCACGCAAGAUCAACAAACGUACGCCACCGCUGCAAAGCAGGGUUUACCCGGAGAAAAGAGAAUAUAUGCACCUCAACCCGAUGGUCUUCUUCGUCCGAUUGAAUCGGAAGUCAAUGGCAAUGGGCUGCCCUCUAAUACGGACACUGGUCAAAUGAGUACGGAACAACAACCACAAGAAGAAUUUUUAAACAGCUGGGUCAAAAUUCGUCACCAAAUCAAAGAGCCGCUGGCCGAAUGGCUUGCAACUACGAUCGCUGUCUUCAUAGGUUUAACCGGCACACUUGCAGUCUCAACCGGAGGAACACAAGCAGGAAAUCGGCUAUCACAGAACUGGUCAUGGGGUCUGGGAUCUAUGAUUGGAAUCUAUAUAGCCGGUGGCAUAUCGGGAGCGCACCUUAACCCCGGAAUCUCUAUCGCCCUUUGGAUAUUCCGUGGGUUUCCAGGUCGACGGUGCUGCUCCUAUAUAAUUGCUCAAACUCUUGGCGCUAUAACUGCAGCUGGAUUAGCAUAUUGUUUGUAUCGAGACGACAUCAUUGCUUUUUCUCCUACUGCCUCCGCUGGCACCACUGGCCUUGGUUUCUACACAGAACCACUCGGUCAUAUUAGCUAUGCCACAGCAUUUUUCACGGAAUUCGUCGCUGACGCUAUUCUUCUUUGUGUGCUUUUUGCUCUUGGUGACGACGGAAAUGCCCCGCCGGGCGCGGGUAUGCAUUCUUUCAUCAUUGGAUUGGUGAUCUACGUUCUCUGUAUUUGUUUAGGAUUUAAUACGGGAGGAUGCCUGAACCCCGUGCGUGAUUUUGGACCCCGUCUCGUUGCUCUCAUGGCUGGUUAUGGAGGUAUUACAUUUACAGACCACCAAGGUUGGUGGUUUUGGGGGUGUUGGAUGGCAACUAUCGGAGGCUGUCUGGCGGGUGCCUGUCUCUAUGACAUUUUCGUAUUUAUUGGAGGAGAAUCCCCCAUUAAUUAUGCACCACGACGCCGAAUGAGGGCGAAGCUUAAGAAGGAAGCUAAGUGGAGGAAGCGACUGGGUUUCCACAAGGAUAAAAUCCCGUCGCUAGAGGAGGGUAUUAAGAGCCUGGAGGAUUAG
Penicillium waksmanii is the source of this 1740-nucleotide messenger RNA. RefSeq names its product MIP/aquaporin family protein. Gene Ontology annotation, molecular function: water channel activity; glycerol channel activity. The transcript is spliced from 3 exons. Gene Ontology annotation, biological process: water transport; glycerol transmembrane transport. NCBI's taxonomy places the organism in Eukaryota, Fungi, Ascomycota, Eurotiomycetes, Eurotiales, Aspergillaceae. Bases 1 to 1740 code for a protein of 579 amino acids. Gene Ontology annotation, cellular component: plasma membrane. The record is from RefSeq and is a predicted model, not a curated record.